Molecule: messenger RNA, 555 nt
Organism: Cucurbita pepo subsp. pepo (vegetable marrow)
Lineage: Eukaryota; Viridiplantae; Streptophyta; Magnoliopsida; Cucurbitales; Cucurbitaceae
Source: RefSeq, a predicted model, not a curated record
UCCACAUCUUUACUAGGAAUGUUUUGUUCCAUUCUCCAACCAAUGUGGAAUCUCACUUAACUUUUCUCGUUACUCGUGGCUCUAGCUAAUUUAUUCCUUUUGUCUUCCUUUCAAACUAGGUUCAAAACCAAUGGAACAACAGAAAGAAAAACCAUCAGCUGCAGCAAACCCACCCAUCCCUUCUUGUCGAAAGAAGAAAAACGAAGAAGCUACAUUCUUGGAGGACUUGAAGGAUCACAUCGACGAGUUCAUUCACGCAUCGAUGGACGAACACAAAUCGUGCUUUAAGAAAACCAUCAACAAGAUGUUCCGUAUGUCUAAAGUUGUGGCAGAUAAGAAUUCAGAGACAAGUGGAGUUGAGAGCUCUCUGCCUCUUCGAACAACAGUAUCAGAAUAAAUUCUCUUUUUUCCUCUGUUCUAGGAUACUCUCUCUCCAUCUUCAACCAAAUCCUUGUACUUUGGAUCUUUUGUUUUGCUUUAUUUCCACAGUUUAUACCCAUUGUUACUUAUUUUUCUUUUUUGAUUCUUAAGUUCUUGUUUAUUUCCUCAGGCGCA